Molecule: messenger RNA, 1618 nt
Organism: Elgaria multicarinata webbii
Lineage: Eukaryota; Metazoa; Chordata; Lepidosauria; Squamata; Anguidae
Gene: KLC3
Product: kinesin light chain 3
Exons: 12
Coding region: 2-1612 (536 amino acids)
Biological process (GO): microtubule-based movement
Cellular component (GO): cytoplasm; kinesin complex
Molecular function (GO): kinesin binding
Source: RefSeq, a predicted model, not a curated record
CAUGUCCGUCAUGGUAGAACUUGGCAGCAGUCAGUCAGAGAGGAUGACGGCGGAGGACAUCGUUGUCCACACACGUCAGGCCAUGAAGGGCCUGGAAGCCCUGCGGGGAGAGAACCGGAGCAUCCGUCAGCGGCUGCAGGAGGCCUUGCUGAAGGACCGGCAGCUGCUGGGCGAGGGGGAGGAGGCGCUGGUGGCGUCGGAGGCGGAGACCCUGGAAUCUCAGGCCCUGGGCCUUCUGGAGGAGAAGCAUGAUUUGGUCUGCAAGAGCUUGGAGGGGAUCGAGCUGGGCAUUGCAGAAGCACAGAUGAUGAUCGCCCUGUCUUCUCACGUCGGGGCUCUGGAGGCCGAGAAGCAGAAGCUGCGGGCCCAGGUGAAACGCCUCUGCCAGGAGAACCUCUGGCUGCGGGAUGAGCUGGCCGUGACCCAGCUGCGGCUGCAGCACAGCGAGGAGUGCGUGGCCCAGCUAGAGGAAGAGAAGAAACACCUGGAGUUCCUGAACCAGCUCAAGCAGUACGACCCCAAAGGGGAUCAGGCAGAGAAGGAUGAAUCAGAGCAGAGAAAGGACAGCCUCUCUUCACUCUUCCCUAGCGACGACGACGACCAGAGGCAAGGGGGGCAGAGCCCAAGCGCAGCGGCUCAGCAAGGCGGCUACGAGAUCCCUGCCCGCCUGCGGACCUUGCACAACCUGGUCAUCCAGUAUGCCUCCCAGGGGCGCUACGAAGUGGCCGUGCCGCUUUGCAAGCAGGCCCUGGAAGACCUGGAGAAGAGCUCUGGGCACAGCCACCCGGACGUGGCCACGAUGCUGAAUAUCCUAGCUCUGGUCUAUAGGGACCAGAACAAGUACAAAGAAGCGACAGAGCUGCUGAACGACGCCCUCGAUAUCCGGGAGCAGACCCUGGGCGUGGAGCACCCUGCGGUGGCCGCCACGCUCAACAACUUGGCAGUGCUGUACGGCAAACGUGGGAAGUACACGGAGGCCGAGCCUCUGUGCAAGAGAGCGUUAGAGAUCCGCGAGAAGGUGUUGGGCACAGACCACCCAGAUGUGGCCAAGCAGCUGAACAACCUGGCGCUGUUGUGUCAGAACCAGGGCAAGUUUGAGGAGGUGGAGCAGUACUACCAGCGAGCCCUCAGCAUCUACCAGGCCCGGUUGGGGCCCGACGACCCCAACGUAGCAAAAACCAAGAACAACCUGGCAUCGUCCUACCUGAAACAGGGCAAGUACCAGCAGGCGGAGGAGCUGUACAAGGAGAUCCUGUCCUCGCACGACCAGGAGGGGGCCACCAGCAGGGCUGAUGAGAGCAGAAUGGGAGCUGGAAGCAGCGUUCAGUACGGCCAGGACGCCGCGGGGACCCUGAGACGCAGCAGCUCCUUCUCCCGGUUCCGCGAGUCCAUCAAACGGGGCAGCGAGAAGCUGGUCUCCAAACUCAAAGGGGAUGGGGUCCGGCGCCCCAACACUCACCCCGGCCCUGGGCUGAAGCGAGCCACGUCCCUCAACGUGCUGCACGUGAGUGAGAGAGCGGCGGCCGCAUCGCCCACGCCUAGCAGGAGCCUGACCGGUGCCCGGACGUUGAGUUCCAGCACGCAAGACCUUAUGCACAGCAACACCACCUAGGACGGG